UUCACUGCGUUUUACUUAACCUUGUGCAGCUUUUUUGGCCGUUUCGGCUUGAUUUUUCUGCACUUUGAGCCAUGUCCGGGCGCGGAAAGCAGGGCGGGAAGGCGCGCGCCAAGGCCAAGUCGCGCUCGUCGCGGGCCGGGCUGCAGUUCCCCGUGGGCCGCGUGCACCGGCUGCUGCGCAAGGGCAACUACGCGGAGCGCGUGGGCGCCGGCGCCCCGGUGUACCUGGCGGCCGUGCUGGAGUACCUGACGGCCGAGAUCCUGGAGCUGGCGGGCAACGCGGCCCGCGACAACAAGAAGACGCGCAUCAUCCCCCGCCACCUGCAGCUCGCCAUCCGCAACGACGAGGAGCUCAACAAGCUGCUGGGCAAGGUGACGAUCGCGCAGGGCGGCGUGCUGCCCAACAUCCAGGCCGUGCUGCUGCCCAAGAAGACCGACAGCCACAAGGCUAAAGCCAAGUAAAACUCUUCUGACAAACAACCCAAAGGCUCUUUUCAGAGCCACCCACAUCUUCCUAGAAAGAGCAGGAACGCUUGGUCCUAUUGAUACAUGCUGUAUAAAUAUACUUGGAAACUUGAAUUCUGUUGGGGGUGUGUCUAAAAUGUUACAUAUAUUCUGCCUUGCUGAUCUGAAGCUUCCUGCCUUAUUUUUUUUUCCUAGAAGAUAAAGUUCUUAUCUAAAUGUGCGUCAGUUCUCCUGUUCUUAAAAGAGAUCAAUAAAGGAUAGCGGUUGUGGCUGAUAAAAUCGGUCACCGCGGUAUGGUUUGAGAA
Catharus ustulatus (Swainson's thrush) is the source of this 769-nucleotide messenger RNA. RefSeq names its product histone H2A-IV. The record is from RefSeq and is a predicted model, not a curated record. Gene Ontology annotation, molecular function: structural constituent of chromatin; DNA binding; protein heterodimerization activity. The coding region runs from base 72 to 461 and encodes 129 amino acids. Gene Ontology annotation, cellular component: nucleosome. The transcript has a single exon. Lineage: Eukaryota; Metazoa; Chordata; Aves; Passeriformes; Turdidae.